AUGAAGUCUGUCAAACACGCCGCGUUCGCUGCUAGUCUGCUGGGCUCAGUGCAGGCCUCGCUCUACGGCGAAACCAAAUUGAAUCACACUUGUGUCUUAGAACCAUCUAUCCUUUCAUGUUCCCCCCGCGCGAACCCAGCCAGCGUCGACACCUGCUGCACCGAAACCUUCGGCGGCCUGCUGCUAUCGACGCAAUUCUGGUCGACCUGGACCGGCCUUGAAUCCAAAGGCCAAAAGCUGCCCCCCAACACCUGGACUCUGCACGGCCUGUGGCCCGACUUUUGCAACGGCUCCUACACACAGUACUGCGACCUGUCUCGACAAUAUGACCCGGUCCCUUCACCCAACACAACCAACGGUCUCCCCAACGGCACCUUCGUUCCACCUUACACAGGUCCCAAUAUCGGGACCUUCCUCAAGCCCUUUGGCCGCUACGAUCUGCUCGACUGGAUGAAUACGUAUUGGAUCAACCAGGGCGCUCCGAACAGCGACUUCUGGGCCCACGAAUUCAGCAAGCAUGCCACAUGUUUCUCGACCUUCGACAUUCCCUGCUACGGGCCGGAGUACGUCGAGCACGAAGAUGUGGUCGACUUCUUCGAGACCACCAUCAUGUACUACAAGCGCCUCCCCACGUGGGAGUGGCUGAACGAGGCCGACAUCGUCCCUUCGAACAAGACCACCUACUCCUUGUCCGAGAUCCAGAGCGCUUUGGCCAAGAAAUACGGCGCCACACCGUACAUUGGAUGUAGUGGCGCGAGAUACAACACCACCGAGGCCGGCGAGGGCAGCGACGACGGUGGCCGCACCGUCCUCAGUGAAGUCUGGUAUUAUAGCCAUGUUGUCGGACGUCCUCAAGAAGGCAACUCCAUCCCUGUCAACGCCACCACUCCUAACACCAGCUGCGCUAAAGCGAAAGGGGCCAUUCACUACUACGAGAUGACUCCCAGCUCUGUGCAGGGGAGUUAG
Messenger RNA from Rhinocladiella mackenziei CBS 650.93, 966 nucleotides. RefSeq lists its product as uncharacterized. Lineage: Eukaryota; Fungi; Ascomycota; Eurotiomycetes; Chaetothyriales; Herpotrichiellaceae. The transcript has 3 exons. Gene Ontology annotation, molecular function: ribonuclease T2 activity; RNA binding. The record is from RefSeq and is a predicted model, not a curated record. Bases 1 to 966 code for a protein of 321 amino acids. Gene Ontology annotation, cellular component: extracellular region. Gene Ontology annotation, biological process: RNA catabolic process.